Molecule: messenger RNA, 3577 nt
Organism: Schistosoma curassoni
Lineage: Eukaryota; Metazoa; Platyhelminthes; Trematoda; Strigeidida; Schistosomatidae
Source: the annotation of a GenBank genome assembly
AUAUUGGAAAUUGGAAUAAGUAGCCGCUAGCACGAGUUGUGUUGCUACGCUUAGGCAAUUUGUCAUUAUAUACUUUUGCUGGUUUGGAUUCAGUCGAAUGUAAGGAUAUUGUACAUAAGGUGAGUGAUUAUUGAAGAAGAAACUUGCGCUUAUGCAAACUUUUGACGACACUUCACACAGCUCAAUAGUCAUCUUUUUACCUGAUAUAAGUCAUUUUCAUCGCUUCUGCCUUUAUGUACAUCAAGAUGAUUCGUCAACAUGGUGAGCAAGUAACAUAAGAUAAUAUGAAUCAAUACGAAAUACAUUCAUUUUCAAACAUAGUUUUUCCAAUAAUACAUGACUACAAACAAAAUGACCUUAUUUUUGGUUAGAAUUAAUUCUAGCCGACAUUCUUUUAAUCAAUAUAGUUUUACCCAUCUGAUAUUUUACCGCAACUUAUAAUCAACCCAACUAUUAUUUUACAUCAUAACAUAUGUGUUCAUCAAGACCAUCUGAAUUCAGUUCACCGCAGAACAGACUUUACAUAAGUAAAAUCCUUUUAAUUGGGACCAUUAUUGGUAUGCUGUGUGUUAUCAGUGGGUCUUGCGGUAUAUUAUUAUGGGGAUUCAUACCAAACUUGAUUAAAUUGAACAAUUUGGCUUUAAGAAUUAAUGCAGUUCUAUGUAUAACUGGGUCUAUGAUUGUUUCAGUAAAUGUCUUCUAUAUGUACUGUACACAAUGUCGGUCUAUUCAUAAAAAGAAACGAAAGAAAAGGAUAAAUACGUCUAAAAGUGGUGUUCACUACUCUGAUGGAGAAUUAUGUCCUGAAAAUGAAAGUUUCAUUACAAACUAUCAGCUUUCUGCUCCAAGCUCAUUGUCCAUGCCUGAAGUGUUCACUACAAACGGUGAUUUAACAAGAAAAACAUUUGUUUCUCUUGGAUCACUAGAUUUGGAGAAAUUUGAAGUGGUCGGAGUUGUGCACAAAACAAGUUCCAACCUUGAUUUUGGCAGUGUUGAAGGUGGUGAAGUUGAGAAGAACUCUAUCGGUGAAAAAUAUCACUAUUCAACUGGUUCGUAUCCAAACAUAUUAUUUGUUGAUAAAUUCCCCAAUAUUUUAUCCGGUAAAGCACUUUAUUUUCGUGGUAGUAGUAAUACCCAUGAUAACAAAAAUGCUUUAUACUUUACUACGAACACAGAUGAUAUUCGAACAACUGCUCUUACUGGUGUUCUUAAUGCUACUCAAAAUUCCUAUUCCGACGAUACCUGUAUCACAACUAAUAAUCAGAAAAAGCCCUAUACAACUAUGUCUUAUUUACUUCCUCGGGUUUCUAUCCAGGAAAUUAAAGAGAACACUUCAAAUAUACCGACAUCAUUAUCAGAUUUUGUUGCUGUUCGUCGAACAAGGUCAGAUAGAAUUAAACAUGCAAAAAUAAAUCGAUCAAUUGUAACACCUGCCGGUUACUCGUUGGAUGGUCCAGCAUUUUCAAAAUUAGAAAAUACUAACCAAAGUAAUAAAAUCUCUGGUUUACAGAGUAUUAAUAAUAACGAAAAAUAUCACCUUAUUACAAACAAGACAAUAACAAGUUGCCAUAAGCUCAGCACAUACUCUGAAAUGUCAACAUUCGACAACAAUUGUACCUCUUAUAUGACUAACGUAACACCAUUUAAUGGUCAAGCUAGUCUAUUUAACUUGAAUACUAACACUAUCCCUACAACCAAUAUUCCUAAUAUAAACAAUAAUAAUAUUGGGAGCAUAAAUGGUGAAGCCGCUGAUAUUAAUCACACCGAGCCAUCAAUCAUAUCAUUAGAAAAUCAAGCAUUGAUGGUCAGUAGUUCAUCACCGUAUGAAUUAAAUAAUAAGACUACCGUUAUUUCUCAACGACAAAAUAAUAUCAAUAUGAGUAAUACACAAUCCCAAAAUCAUGUUCUAUCAUGUGCAACACUAUUCACUGCUAAUGAUGAAGAAACUCUGAAUAAUAAUUCCAUUAAUGGAGAUGUGGCGGUUAAUAGUACCAAUACUGAAGUUAAUGGAUUGAAAUAUUUACAGAGAAUCUAUUCCAAAUGGAGUGUAUUUCCUGUUUACAUUGAAAAUGAGAAAAGUAGUGUUAAACACAAUAAUGGAAGUAUUGAUAAAUGUGAUACACUGUAUGAUGAUAAAAAUUGUGAUGAGAAUGGCGAAGAAUCUUUACCAAGAAAACUUUCGAUUUCUACAAUAUCUCAUCAUCACACUAAAGGACCUUUACAUUCGAUAAUUAAUCCGGUACAAUCGCUGGUUAACAGAAUGAGAAAUCGUUGGACUAUUUGUCGCAUACAUAGAAAAUCAAGUGUUAGAAAUAAGAAAAAUCAUCAUCAACAAAUGAAGACAAAAACACAGAAAAAAACUAAACUAAAAAGUUUCAGCAAAGAAGCUGUUCGUGAAUUUUCUGAGUUCUCUUUAACACAAGAUAUAAAUAACAUCAGUGAUAUUAGGCUGGAAGUUGAUAAUAAUGGAAAAAGACAUCGUAGACAAACAAUCAUUACAAAUGCAUCAAUUUUUUCAUUGCCCGCUAUUCCACCAGCGUUAUGGAAUGCUGAACGCCCUGUAUGGAUUAUGGGUGUGCCAUUAGAGAACAAUGGUGAUAAUGAUGAUGACCGCUGGUUUAAAGUAGACGCUAACAAACUUAUCCUGUUAAGACGAAAAUCAGAACUGAGCAAUUUAACAGGCAAUAAGAAUCAUCCAAACAUCACCGGAUCAUCCUCUUCAAUUUAUGCAUUUCAUGUACGACCACCGCCAAGACUGAAACCAAUUACUACAAAAGUAAGCCGACUACAAUGUGAACUUCAUUUAAAUCAGCAUACACGUGCACGAUCUGUCGGACAAAUGCUAACUUCGGAAAAAUCAGCUUUAAAUAUUACUUAGUAACUAUCACUUCUGUAUUUUUUUCUAUGAAAAAAAAUUAUUCGUUGUGUUUUCUUAAUUCCCGGUCGAUUCUGAAUCAAAAAUGUAAUUAAAUUUAACGAGAUUCUGUUCACUGUUUCAUUAUUACUAUCAUCAUACUAAUUCAUGACCGAUACCCACUAUAUCGACCAUAAUGACAUUGAAGAUAGCUACCAUUACAUACUAAAUAACUAAUUAUAGGAAGCACAGUUACCUAAUGGUUUCCUUCCCUCUCUAACACAUCUCGAUGUAAAUACACAUAGAAGUAAAGACAAUAAAAAGAAAAGCUGGAACAACAAUAAUUGAUAUUAUACAUACAUACAACAUUUGCCAUUAACAUCAUUUCAUACAUAUAUUUUUAGGAAGAUACAAAGAAUAAAUUUUAUACAUGAUUUUUUGGUAGAUUUCACAAUUUCUCUCUUUUUUUCAUUUUGCAAUUUGUAUUUCGGAGAAAUGAUGUUUUCUCCAUGACGUGUAAUAAUGGUAAUCAUAACAAUAAUAUUUCACACUUGAGACAAGAAUAUUUUUUUUAUUGAACUGAAAAGUGAUCUUUCCUACUGUUGUUAAUGUUUUUGGGGCGGGACGUUGUUUGAGAACGGUGUGCUUGUAAUACGAAAUUGCAUAUAUAUGAAAGAGAGAGGAAUAACGAAGAUUAAAAUGAAAAUAAAAUUUGUUGACGAG